UUUUUUGCACGCACCCCCUUUAUCAUAGUCACAACGAAGCUCUAAAAAACUAUCGACCCUAUUUUCGUUUGAUUUUUCCUCCUACCGUACUAACUCUCUUAUCCUUGCGCAGAUCGUUGUGUCUCUAGUACUUUAUCUUCGUUAUUAUCUUCGUUUUUCAAAAAAUUUUUUUCUUUUGUACAGUAUCUAUACAUAAACAUAUUUACUUUAUCUGUCUUUACCAGAGAAAACGCAGUUCUAUUUUUGAAUUAUCAGAAUCAGUAUUUUUUUUCACGUCUUUAUUCCUUUCAUCCCUGAAGAGUUGCACGACCCAAAUUUUUAAGUAUCUACAUUAUUAAGAAACAAAAAAUUUUAAAAAUUUAAACGGAAGCAAGACCGACGCGACGGACCAAAACUGUCGCCAUGCCGGUCUUCUACGCCAUCAAGCCCAUGGCCGGGCCGCAGCAGGUCCGGCAAACCGUGAGCGCCCCCGCCCGCCAUGUUGCGUACUACAACUCCACCCCGGAGGUCCAGAACCGCGCCCACGUGCCUGGCCAGGCUGGACAAGAACAUCAAGGAACUCGAACUGACCCGGAACCAACAGGCGCCCCCCGCGUCUUCAAGAAGGGCAAGGGGUCCCUCGUUCCGCCACACCGUGGGUGGAAGAAGAUGUUGGGGAAGUUGGGACGUGGAGAAAAAAAACCACACGACCUGCUCGCUCAUCCAGAACCACACCUAUUCGCAUCUUCGACGAGAGGAGCAGGAACAAGCAGGGAUGAACGGCACCACAUCACUAGUCCUACUUUUUCUCCUGAGAAAGAGCACGAACACGAUUUUUGUGACACAGCAGGAGCAUCAGACCGGGUCCUCGCCCCCGAGAAGAUAACUUUCACGAGGAAGUCGGCGAUUCCGUUUGUCGAUGUAGUUUUUGACGCGUUCUUCUUGCAAGAGGAAGAGCAUGAGCGGCGCCGUCACAAUCACAAUAAACUACAAGAAAAUCCUCAUCCUCGUCGUACCGACGGUGGCGGUCGUCGACGACCGAUGGGAGAAGUGCAACAGCAUCAGCUUCAGUUCCUCCAGUCGUGGCUGUUCUUCAUGCUCGCGGUCGUUUUAUUCGACGUCCUUUCUCCUACCUCCUUUCUCCUCGUCCCGCACACUGCUUGUUUCGCCGUGAAAGUUGUUGAAGACGGCGCGAACACGGCGGAUGAAAACAACCUGAUGAACAGCGACUUCUCGUCACCUGGCACCACCUCCACCCGGGAGAGCAGCUCGCCCCUGGCCGCGGCCGAUUCGAGUACGACCGCGACCGUGUCGUCCGCACAUCAGCAUCUUCUUCGCAUGACGUCGUCCGAGCAAUCGGGCAGCCACAGCGACAUUUCGACUUCUGGGACGAGGACGCCGCGACCGAGAAAAAUGAAGCGGGCGAACCUCCGAGGGGCAGUCGCUCGGCAGCGAGUGCUCGCGGCUAAUCAAGGAGUGUUGCUCGAGCUGGACGAUGGCUAUCCACCUGUACAGCUUGUUGCCCCCGCACGCGAAGAUCGCAAUCAUGUUGUUGAUUUCUUUGUGCAAUUAGUACAGUCUGAACAUGAAGCAGAUGUAUUUUUCUCAUCUUCAACUUGUUGUUGAUUGACAUUGUGCAUUGAUGGAAAUCGAAAUGAGACGACAAUCAUAUCAUCAUCAACAUCAUCAUCAACAUCAUAAUCACACAUGAUGAAGAAGGAAAGUGACCACGAGCUUAUGACAAUACGUACUAGAUGCAAGAACAUCAUGUGUGUGCGAUUUAUUUGCGUGCGGUUUUUUAUUUGCUUUUGCAGUGCAUAAUGACUCCUCCGCGUCGGGCGAGACCUACGUCCAGGACACCUCACGACCUCCGCACAGCUGGCUCGCUGCUUUCUCUGCGUUUUUGGAGACACUGCGAGCCAGUUACCACUUUCGGCAGACCAACAACGAGGUCGUGGGCAAAGAAGAUGAAGAUCUUCAAAGAGGAGUGAUCGAGCCACCGCUGCCGGGUGGAACAUCAAACGACGGAGAGUUGCUCAAGCGGCCUCCGACUUCUGAUAGCCAUCAUCCUGAGGAUCAUGGCCGCAUCAUGAAGACCGAAGGCGGGGAAGAUGGACCACACGACAGUACGGGCGACGCGUUCCUGCAACAAGAUGAGCGACACGGAGAUGACCACUUGAGUAGUAGUACUCUCGUCUCCCAAGACGAAAAACAAAAAUCCGGCGCACCAUCGCAUUUGCAAGCGGACGCACCAGCCUCGGGUGGUACCAGCUCACCCGAACGAAACGGCAUCUCUGCUUUGCAGUCUAGUAUUGCGGGCCUUGUUCCUGACAGUGCAUCUUCAGAAGCUCCUGCGUCGGGGACGACGACCGGCGGAAAAAUGAAUGACAAGGUCAAGGAAGCGGCGGCCAUCCAGCAUGAUGUUGAUCCUGGUCCUGGCCACACAGCAUCUUCGCUCGAGGGAACAGAAGAAGAACCAGAGGUCCGUGGUCGUGGUCUUCAAGCUGGUGGCCCCUACUCGUCGUGGAACCUCGCGCCGGUCGCGGUACCUGCCCGUAUCCAGGAAAAAACACCCAUCCCCAUCGAUCCAGUUUGUCAUGCAAAACAUGCAUAAAAUCAACUUAACUAUUUGCCAUGCCAAGAAUGGAUGGGGAUGGGUGUUUUUUCCUGGAUAGCCCGCCCACUCCCUCCGUUCCACUUGCCGGCGGGGCAACGGGACCCGGUCUCGUUUCUGUCGGAAACAUCAAGUGGUGGCCUGCCUGUUCCACGCGGGGUGUCACUAUCGCACCACCUGUCUACUACAUUUCAGGAUGUUGGCAGUGCAGUUCAGAAUUUUGGCAGCCAAGCUUUAGCCGCGUUGCCGCCCAGCCUUUUCGACUCGGAUGCCCUGAAGAACCUCGCGGCCGACGCGGUCCAGAACACGUUGAGGCGCCCCUUAGAAUAUCUGCAGAGCGAUAUCCUGAGUAAAAACGUACCCACACCAGAGUCAGGAUGGGGAUUUUGCAACACAAAACUAGGAGUUUUGUGAGUCACGCAUGACAAGUUGCGCUCUGCAGUAUAGUGCAGGUUAGCAAGUGCAGCCGCAUCACAGAUUCAUCUGCUCAUCCUGUUCACAGCAUCACAAAUUCCAAAACGCGAUUGGAUAUGGCUCUCAUGCGGAUGCGCAUUACAAGUCUUCCUGUCUUUGCAAAUCUGCAUUACAACUCUGGUGUGGGGAGGUUUUUCCACAGGAUAAGCGAGGUCUUCGAGCCGGCUGUCGCGUGGAUCGGCGACCUGAUUGCGAAGCACAUGGUGCCGGCCAAAGAAAAGAGCGAGAAACUGCAGCAGUUUUUUGCUCUCGUGCAGCAGCAGGUGUUCAGUUACAUCAGUGAGCUGAUGGGGGUCGCGGCCGAGACCGCAACGCAGCUGAUACCGGUAUGGCGUUCUCAAACGUUACAUUCUCAACUGUUGCAUGAAUUUGUCAUGCAAAAAUACCAUAAUAAAACAUAACAACCACACGGCCAAGCGGCUUGGCAUGACAAAUUCUCGAAGGGCUAAACAAAAUCUGAGUCAUCUGUGUCAAAUCUGUAAUGCAAAAGUUGCAAGAUCCUGCCUUUCACUUUCGCUGUUCUUGCAAUACAAAUUCAUGUAACAGUUGAGAAUGUAACAGUUGAGAGUCCCAUAACCGGGCCUGAACAUCCCCGUCACCCUGCUUUUUGACACGCUGCUGCACCGGUGUCUGGGGGAACAAUUCGCCGAAAUGCUUUUAUGCAAUACAAAUUUCCCGUACAUGUACAACAUGCAUCACAAACUUCACCAAUUUGGAGAGUAAAACUUGUCAUGCUAAAGUAGGAUCGAAGCCAAGUUUUGUCAUGCAGAGACCGCAUUUGUACGUGUACGGGAAAUUUCCUGUGUAUAGCUUUACCGGGAGUUCAACAAAAUUUCCAAAGCCAUUUUUGCCAGCGUGAUCCAGCAGGCCCUGCCGGAGAUCUGGGAUAGCGUCGUGAAGGCGCUUCGCGAAAAAAUUGAAGAAAAGGUUAACCAACUAUGGGAAGAUGGAGCCAGCCUCGUGACGACCGGCGCAAGGAACUUGGGCGGCUUCGUGGAAGACUUAUCCUGAGCAAAAACGUUCCCACCGCAUAGUGAUAGUCAGUAUGGGAAAUCUGCCAGACAAAUCAACAAGUUGCAGCUGUUGAUGCGCAUGUUGACAAGUUUGGCCUCGUUGUAGUCUUUUCUUGUUUAGCUAGUUCAGCGGCGUCGCGACAGGUCUAGCAAAUCACGCAGGUUGGAGCAUGACAAAAGCCAAAACACGACUAGAAGCGCUUCUCAUGGAGCUCCGCAUGAGAAACAUUCUCAGCAUGCAGAUUUGCAUUACAGCCAUGGGUGCGGGUUGGGGACGUUUUUACACAGGAUAAGGCUCCCUUGAGGAUUUCAGAGAUCUUUUCGGGAAAACUGAAGAACAGUAUGGAAGCGUCACGUUUUAUUCGGAAAUUGUCAAAGUUGAAAUCAUUUGCAUUGAUGCAUAAAGCCACCAGUGUGGAUAGAUAGUACCAGUUGGAAGGCCAGUAUAAUCAUCGAACUGACGCAUGACAAUGAAUUUUGGCACCAGCACCUUGCCCCAAUGCGGCAUGCUGUUUGCGGCACAGAUGAAACUGCUAGCUUUUGUAGUGCCACUUGCACUUCGCAGGUGGAGCUGUAUCCUUAGCCCUAUACGUAAACUACAGGCUCACACCAAUCCGCAUCCGCCUCGCUUGCCUGCUGUCCAUUUUUACUACACAUGCAAGUAGUUUGUGCAUGGCAUUUUGUGCAAAACUUUGUGCAUUGCAGCAAAUGUGUAAUUGUAACUUUGUCCAUUUCGGUCCUGACGCUACUUGCAUAACCAGUUCGAUCAGUUGACUACUCAAAAAGUAACUGAUAUCCAACAAAAAAAAGAUUGUAGGCGAAGAACUUUUUUGGCGGAACGGCAUUAAAUGAGAGCAAAAAUCACUUGUCAUACGCAGAUGGUUCGUGGGAACGCGCUUGAACAACGGGCCUUGCAAUGCAUGCGCAUGCCCAGCAGGAGGACAGCCCCCGCAAUCACUUUGCAACAUGAUGUAAUUGAGCAUCACAAACUUACACGGGCAGCAAUCUUUUUGCCUUGGAUAACUCACGUCGCAAAUGAACAUCUAAGCCAGUUUAAGGAUCUCGGGGAUAGUGCGAAUCUCGUGCUUGCUCCAGUCCGCGUCGACACGGGCGGGGGGCCCCCCCAGGUAACAGGUGUGGAGCUAUACAACGAGGAUCCAAAUGAUGAAACGGAGAACCGGCCCACAGCCCACCUCGUGUUGCGAAGACAGGGUGCAACUUUUUUCCAUCAUGCGCGAGACUCACACACUUAUCCCGACGAGGAUCAUCAUCAUUCUGUUUCUGAUUCUGAUGGCGAAAGUGAACACGGAGAUGGGGGGACCGCUACACGACCAAAUAAGCCUGGUUUCAGGAGUAUGCAUUGCAAAUAUGUCUGGGUGUGGGUCUGGCAACACGUUGUAAACUUCUUAUGUGCAUUUGAUUUCAGACCAAACAAAAAUCUGUUAUGCAUGGAGCACAAAAGGCGCUCCGCUCUGCUCAUUUGUUGCUACACAAAGAGGGGCAGGGAGCUUCUCAUGCGGAUUAGGCAUUCGUUAUCGUUCCUAAACCUGCUGAAAACCUGAGAUGCUCUACUUUGCAUGCCAGACCUUCUGUGUCAUGCAAAAAAAAGCAUCAAGCUCUUCCAGACCCAGGAGAUGACAUAUUUGCAUUUGAUAAGGAGAAUGAAAUCGAUGAUGUUCCCCGAGGACAAAUUGCCUCUCAAUUGUAUGGGAUUCUCAAACGUAACACUCUCGACUGUUACAUGGAUUUAUCUUCACGCAAAAUAAAUCACUAUCAACACGAACAUCGCGAUCGCCACGAUCAAGCUACUUCGCAUGACAGAAAUUUCUCGACGCGCCAAAUAGCGCCAGAAUCCGCACCAAAUCUGUGAUGCAAGACGCGCAAGGUUCUUUUUCUCGCCUAUGCUAUUCUUGCAUUACAUGGUGAUGGCUUCGGCCCGCCUGACUCCGCGACCCGGUGGCCUGACCAUCUGCGGAAAGGUGCCCAAUUGGUUGCGUUUGUGGUUUCGGUCGGGUUAGCAUAUCAAAUUCAUGUAACAGUCGGGAGUGUAAGAACGUUUGUGAAUCCGCGUUUUUUUUGGAAACUUGUCAUGGACCCGCGCGCGUUUUUUUUGGCCGCGCGUGUUUUCUUUGAUUUAGGAAAUUCAGCGGGUUCGUUUUUGAAUCAAAAAGAAAAAAACUCGCUUUGGGGCUAGUGCGCCGUCUUUUGCUGGACCAUUUCCGACCUGGGGUUGCCCUCGGGAUCGGUCGGGUACUUAUAUCUGGCCCAUGGAAGCGGGAUGGACCCUGCGGACGGGGGCAUGCAAUUCCGUCCAUUGCCGGGCCCCAGAUUGUUCCGCGUCGCGCCAGGGUUUUUACAACCGCGCGACCACUCGCUCGCCCUUGUUGGGCGUGGUUAUUCGUCACUCCCAGCAAGCUAGCACCUGCGGCACCGCCCGUGGGGCGUCUGGCCCUUUCUCACAUCCACCAUUCCAUCGUGUAACGCGCGUUACGCGAGCGCUCUUUGCUUCCCGUUCGUCUGCAAGUUGUCGCAGGGGCUACACAGGGGCGGGCGCUCCGAAUCGUUCCGACCCCUCCCCCUGGAGUGUCGGAGGUGAUCUUUCCAGAAUCUUGAUGGGACCUCAGGGCGUCGUCUGUGGCCCGUCGUGCCGCCAGUACACCAUUUGUCCUCGUGGUCUGCUGCUUUACCUUUCUGCUUCCGAUGGGCUUCCGAUGGCCGGUCGCGGUCCCCGAUGGUCUUCCGAUGGGUUUGUGCAUGUCAGCACUGCCGGCUUCAGCCCCGGCAGCGGUGCUUGCAGUUCCCGGCCUCGCGGGGAUGUGGAAAUUUGUCAUGGACCCGCGCGCGUUUGUUUUGGCCUCUCACUUUGGGAUCUCGUGUCUUUGAAAGUUCUCACUUUGGGAUCGCGAUUUAAUCUGGAGUAUUGCGAAGCAAUCCAACGAAUUCGCACUCCGGGAAAGCCUCGCUCCCGGAGUGAAAUUUUUCCGAAAGUUAAUACUCACUGAAUUUUUACGUGGUUUCUCGUUCCGCAACGAGAAGACGAGUGAAAAUUCAGUGAGUUUUCACUUUUUGAAGGGAUCAUGAAUUUUCCCGGAGCUUAAUUGUCACUCCCGGAGAAUUUGAGAUCCCAAAGUGAAAAUUUUCAAAAAGUGAAAAUUCACUGAAUUUUCACUCGAUUCUGAGUUCCGGAACUGGGCCUCGUUCCGGAACGAGGCCCAGUUCCGGAACUCAGAAUCGAGUGAAAAUUCAGUGAAUUUUCACUUUUUGAAAAUUUUCACUCCGGGAGCGAAGUUUUUCCGGAGCGAGAAUUCGCUAAGAAGAAUUCUCAAUCCCGGAAAAUUCGUGAUCCCUUCAAAAAGUGAAAAUUCGCUGAAUUUUCACUCGAUUUCUCGUUGCGGGACGAGAAACCGAGUGAAAUUUCAGUGAAUAUUCACUCCUGGAAAUAAAAUCUCACUCCUGAAUUUCAAAAAGUAAAUAUACUCGGCUUCUCGUUCUUCCGGAGCGAGGCCUCGCUGAAUUAUCAACGAACCCGGAUAAAAACUAUCCCACUCCGGAAAAUUUUUUGCGAUUGUGACCCUUCUGAUUGCAGCGCGUUACUGCGCGCGCCACACCGCCGAGAGGAACGCUCUGCCACACUGCCUGCAAGGUGCGUGCAGUGUCGUGCGUAGGCCGUGCCUGAUUUUUGUGGUUCGCAACACCGCGCGACGAUUGGGAUUCAAUAUGUUUGAAACGCUCGAAAUUCUAGCCCGUGGGUUCUAGUUCCGCAACGAGGGGAGUUUCCGACGCGGGAGGGGGGGUCUUUCCAAGUCAUGCCAUAUCUUGGAAAGUUGCCAAGGACCCGCGCGCGUUUUUUUUGGCCGCGCGUGUUUUCUUUGAUUUAGGAAAUUCAGCGGGUUCGUUUUUGAAUCAAAAAGAAAAAAACUCGCUUUGGGGCUAGUGCGCCGUCUUUUGCUGGACCAUUUCCGACCUGGGGUUGCCCUCGGGAUCGGUCGGGUACUUAUAUCUGGCCCAUGGAAGCGGGAUGGACCCUGCGGACGGGGGCAUGCAAUUCCGUCCAUUGCCGGGCCCCAGAUUGUUCCGCGUCGCGCCAGGGUUUUUACAACCGCGCGACCACUCGCUCGCCCUUGUUGGGCGUGGUUAUUCGUCACUCCCAGCAAGCUAGCACCUGCGGCACCGCCCGUGGGGCGUCUGGCCCUUUCUCACAUCCACCAUACCAUCGUGUAACGCGCGUUACGCGAGCGCUCUUUGCUUCCCGUUCGUCUGCAAGUUGUCGCAGGGGCUACACAGGGGCGGGCGCUCCGAAUCGUUCCGACCCCUCCCCCUGGAGUGUCGGAGGUGAUCUUUCCAGAAUCUUGAUGGGACCUCAGGGCGUCGUCUGUGGCCCGUCGUGCCGCCAGUACACCAUUUGUCCUCGUGGUCUGCUGCUUUACCUUUCUGCUUCCGAUGGGCUUCCGAUGGCCGGUCGCGGUCCCCGAUGGUCUUCCGAUGGGUUUGUGCAUGUCAGCACUGCCGGCUUCAGCCCCGGCAGCGGUGCUUGCAGUUCCCGGCCUCGCGGGGAUGUGGAAAGUUGUCAAGGACCCGCGCGCGUUUUUUUUGGCUUCUGAAGGUUUUUUUUCACCUUCUGAAGAAUUUUCUCGAUUUUUUGACAAAAAAAGCUUCAGAAGACUAAAAAACGACUUUUUUAAACCUUCAGAAGGUAGGCAGUCUUCUGAAGGUCUGCGCGAUAUAGCAACGUCGCAAACCUUCAGAAGACUGCCGCUUUUUUUCUCGUAGAAAAUGGCCAAAAAUCAGGACAACCAAAAACACCUUCAGAAGACUCAAAAUCUUCUGAAGGUUUUUUCAAAAUUGUCGCACUUUGAAAAAAAUCAAAAAAGUAAAAGCAGCACACCUUCAGAAGGUUUUGGUUUUUGAACCUUCUGAAGGUGGAGCUUCUGAAGAAUCUUCAGAAGGUCCAGCAAAAUGUGCUGCUUUUGUUGCGCGCGAAUCUGUUUGCCCGAUUGAAAACGCCGCUUUCUCUGAAAGCCAACGCGUAGGCUUUAGGAUAAACCUUCAGAAGGUAUUCUUCAGAAGCUUUGUAGCUUUUUCUGCUGCGCCAUCACCUUUUUUUUCGAGCGCAAAGCCCAAAAGCCACUCGGUUGCUUUUUCAAAAGAAGGCGCUGCUCGAUCAGACGUGCUCUGUUCUAUUUUCGUUAAUAUCGCGACGCCUAGGUCUGUUUCUUUUCAUGGCUCGGAGCCUCCCAAUAGAAUAGCUCGGCGAAAAAUUUUCGCUGGUCUCACUGGGGGGAGAUUUUCGCUCUCGGGCCUUCGGCCGCGUCCGACACAGCUACUCGACGGGAAACCGCUACGCCGCAGCAGUGUGGCGAUGGAAAGGUAAAGAAUUGGGAAAAAAAGUGAAAGAAGUAAGAUCUUCUCGAUGAGAUCUCAGCGAGUCUCACUCUGAAAAAUAAAGCGAGCUCUCAGUGAGAUCUUACUUUCUAAGAAGUCUCACUGUCCGAAUCACUUUUCCGGGAGGGCCAAACGGUGAGACUUUGAAAAAAGUGCGAUCAUCUCGCUGAGAUCUCACUUUCUGAGACAUCGCACUUCUGGGCCGCCAUGUGAGAUUUUGAAAAAAGUGAGAGCUCAUCGAGAUGAUCUCACUUUCUGAGAAGUCUCAGCUUUGGGCCACCCGAAAGUGAGAUUUUUUCAAAAGUGAGAUCUCACUCCUUUUCCGGUGCGGAAGUGAUGCCCUUUUUUCAUUUUCUUCCACAGCCGACGGGAAGAACAAAUACAAUGCUUGCCCCGCGACGCAGUCGCGGGGAGUGGUUCUUAUGUAACAGUCGAGAGUGUAACAAGAACGUUUGCGAUUCUAUCCCACAGAAAAAGACCGACAGGUCAUAUUUGUAAUGCAAAAAUAAAUACACAGGAAAAUCUGUCAUGGGCGAGGCCAUAACAUCCUGUUUAGGGCAUGCAAUACAGAUUUUUUUGUCUAUUUAUUUUGCAUUACAAAUAUGACCUGUCGGUCUUUUUCUGGGGGAUAGAUUCGCAAACGUUCUUGUUACACUCUCGACUGUUACAUAAGAACCACUCCCCGCGACUGCGUCGCGGGGCAAGCAUUGUAUUUGUUCUUCCCGUCGGCUGUGGAAGAAAAUGAAAAAAGGGCAUCACUUCCGCACCGGAAAAGGAGUGAGAUCUCACUUUUGAAAAAAUCUCACUUUCGGGUGGCCCAAAGCUGAGACUUCUCAGAAAGUGAGAUCAUCUCGAUGAGCUCUCACUUUUUUCAAAAUCUCACAUGGCGGCCCAGAAGUGCGAUGUCUCAGAAAGUGAGAUCUCAGCGAGAUGAUCGCACUUUUUUCAAAGUCUCACCGUUUGGCCCUCCCGGAAAAGUGAUUCGGACAGUGAGACUUCUUAGAAAGUAAGAUCUCACUGAGAGCUCGCUUUAUUUUUCAGAGUGAGACUCGCUGAGAUCUCAUCGAGAAGAUCUUACUUCUUUCACUUUUUUUCCCAAUUCUUUACCUUUCCAUCGCCACACUGCUGCGGCGUAGCGGUUUCCCGUCGAGUAGCUGUGUCGGACGCGGCCGAAGGCCCGAGAGCGAAAAUCUCCCCCCAGUGAGACCAGCGAAAAUUUUUCGCCGAGCUAUUCUAUUGGGAGGCUCCGAGCCAUGAAAAGAAACAGACCUAGGCGUCGCGAUAUUAACGAAAAUAGAACAGAGCACGUCUGAUCGAGCAGCGCCUUCUUUUGAAAAAGCAACCGAGUGGCUUUUGGGCUUUGCGCUCGAAAAAAAAGGUGAUGGCGCAGCAGAAAAAGCUACAAAGCUUCUGAAGAAUACCUUCUGAAGGUUUAUCCUAAAGCCUACGCGUUGGCUUUCAGAGAAAGCGGCGUUUUCAAUCGGGCAAACAGAUUCGCGCGCAACAAAAGCAGCACAUUUUGCUGGACCUUCUGAAGAUUCUUCAGAAGCUCCACCUUCAGAAGGUUCAAAAACCAAAACCUUCUGAAGGUGUGCUGCUUUUACUUUUUUGAUUUUUUUCAAAGUGCGACAAUUUUGAAAAAACCUUCAGAAGAUUUUGAGUCUUCUGAAGGUGUUUUUGGUUGUCCUGAUUUUUGGCCAUUUUCUACGAGAAAAAAAGCGGCAGUCUUCUGAAGGUUUGCGACGUUGCUAUAUCGCGCAGACCUUCAGAAGACUGCCUACCUUCUGAAGGUUUAAAAAAGUCGUUUUUUAGUCUUCUGAAGCUUUUUUUGUCAAAAAAUCGAGAAAAUUCUUCAGAAGGUGAAAAAAAACCUUCAGAAGCCAAAAAAAACGCGCGCGGGUCCUUGACAACUUUCCACAUCCCCGCGAGGCCGGGAACUGCAAGCACCGCUGCCGGGGCUGAAGCCGGCAGUGCUGACAUGCACAAACCCAUCGGAAGACCAUCGGGGACCGCGACCGGCCAUCGGAAGCCCAUCGGAAGCAGAAAGGUAAAGCAGCAGACCACGAGGACAAAUGGUGUACUGGCGGCACGACGGGCCACAGACGACGCCCUGAGGUCCCAUCAAGAUUCUGGAAAGAUCACCUCCGACACUCCAGGGGGAGGGGUCGGAACGAUUCGGAGCGCCCGCCCCUGUGUAGCCCCUGCGACAACUUGCAGACGAACGGGAAGCAAAGAGCGCUCGCGUAACGCGCGUUACACGAUGGUAUGGUGGAUGUGAGAAAGGGCCAGACGCCCCACGGGCGGUGCCGCAGGUGCUAGCUUGCUGGGAGUGACGAAUAACCACGCCCAACAAGGGCGAGCGAGUGGUCGCGCGGUUGUAAAAACCCUGGCGCGACGCGGAACAAUCUGGGGCCCGGCAAUGGACGGAAUUGCAUGCCCCCGUCCGCAGGGUCCAUCCCGCUUCCAUGGGCCAGAUAUAAGUACCCGACCGAUCCCGAGGGCAACCCCAGGUCGGAAAUGGUCCAGCAAAAGACGGCGCACUAGCCCCAAAGCGAGUUUUUUUCUUUUUGAUUCAAAAACGAACCCGCUGAAUUUCCUAAAUCAAAGAAAACACGCGCGGCCAAAAAAAACGCGCGCGGGUCCUUGGCAACUUUCCAAGAUAUGGCAUGACUUGGAAAGACCCCCCCUCCCGCGUCGGAAACUCCCCUCGUUGCGGAACUAGAACCCACGGGCUAGAAUUUCGAGCGUUUCAAACAUAUUGAAUCCCAAUCGUCGCGCGGUGUUGCGAACCACAAAAAUCAGGCACGGCCUACGCACGACACUGCACGCACCUUGCAGGCAGUGUGGCAGAGCGUUCCUCUCGGCGGUGUGGCGCGCGCAGUAACGCGCUGCAAUCAGAAGGGUCACAAUCGCAAAAAAUUUUCCGGAGUGGGAUAGUUUUUAUCCGGGUUCGUUGAUAAUUCAGCGAGGCCUCGCUCCGGAAGAACGAGAAGCCGAGUAUAUUUACUUUUUGAAAUUCAGGAGUGAGAUUUUAUUUCCAGGAGUGAAUAUUCACUGAAAUUUCACUCGGUUUCUCGUCCCGCAACGAGAAAUCGAGUGAAAAUUCAGCGAAUUUUCACUUUUUGAAGGGAUCACGAAUUUUCCGGGAUUGAGAAUUCUUCUUAGCGAAUUCUCGCUCCGGAAAAACUUCGCUCCCGGAGUGAAAAUUUUCAAAAAGUGAAAAUUCACUGAAUUUUCACUCGAUUCUGAGUUCCGGAACUGGGCCUCGUUCCGGAACGAGGCCCAGUUCCGGAACUCAGAAUCGAGUGAAAAUUCAGUGAAUUUUCACUUUUUGAAAAUUUUCACUCCGGGAGCGAAGUUUUUCCGGAGCGAGAAUUCGCUAAGAAGAAUUCUCAAUCCCGGAAAAUUCGUGAUCCCUUCAAAAAGUGAAAAUUCGCUGAAUUUUCACUCGAUUUCUCGUUGCGGGACGAGAAACCGAGUGAAAUUUCAGUGAAUAUUCACUCCUGGAAAUAAAAUCUCACUCCUGAAUUUCAAAAAGUAAAUAUACUCGGCUUCUCGUUCUUCCGGAGCGAGGCCUCGCUGAAUUAUCAACGAACCCGGAUAAAAACUAUCCCACUCCGGAAAAUUUUUUGCGAUUGUGACCCUUCUGAUUGCAGCGCGUUACUGCGCGCGCCACACCGCCGAGAGGAACGCUCUGCCACACUGCCUGCAAGGUGCGUGCAGUGUCGUGCGUAGGCCGUGCCUGAUUUUUGUGGUUCGCAACACCGCGCGACGAUUGGGAUUCAAUAUGUUUGAAACGCUCGAAAUUCUAGCCCGUGGGUUCUAGUUCCGCAACGAGGGGAGUUUCCGACGCGGGAGGGGGGGUCUUUCCAAGUCAUGCCAUAUCUUGGAAAGUUGCCAAGGACCCGCGCGCGUUUUUUUUGGCCGCGCGUGUUUUCUUUGAUUUAGGAAAUUCAGCGGGUUCGUUUUUGAAUCAAAAAGAAAAAAACUCGCUUUGGGGCUAGUGCGCCGUCUUUUGCUGGACCAUUUCCGACCUGGGGUUGCCCUCGGGAUCGGUCGGGUACUUAUAUCUGGCCCAUGGAAGCGGGAUGGACCCUGCGGACGGGGGCAUGCAAUUCCGUCCAUUGCCGGGCCCCAGAUUGUUCCGCGUCGCGCCAGGGUUUUUACAACCGCGCGACCACUCGCUCGCCCUUGUUGGGCGUGGUUAUUCGUCACUCCCAGCAAGCUAGCACCUGCGGCACCGCCCGUGGGGCGUCUGGCCCUUUCUCACAUCCACCAUACCAUCGUGUAACGCGCGUUACGCGAGCGCUCUUUGCUUCCCGUUCGUCUGCAAGUUGUCGCAGGGGCUACACAGGGGCGGGCGCUCCGAAUCGUUCCGACCCCUCCCCCUGGAGUGUCGGAGGUGAUCUUUCCAGAAUCUUGAUGGGACCUCAGGGCGUCGUCUGUGGCCCGUCGUGCCGCCAGUACACCAUUUGUCCUCGUGGUCUGCUGCUUUACCUUUCUGCUUCCGAUGGGCUUCCGAUGGCCGGUCGCGGUCCCCGAUGGUCUUCCGAUGGGUUUGUGCAUGUCAGCACUGCCGGCUUCAGCCCCGGCAGCGGUGCUUGCAGUUCCCGGCCUCGCGGGGAUGUGGAAAGUUGUCAAGGACCCGCGCGCGUUUUUUUUGGCUUCUGAAGGUUUUUUUUCACCUUCUGAAGAAUUUUCUCGAUUUUUUGACAAAAAAAGCUUCAGAAGACUAAAAAACGACUUUUUUAAACCUUCAGAAGGUAGGCAGUCUUCUGAAGGUCUGCGCGAUAUAGCAACGUCGCAAACCUUCAGAAGACUGCCGCUUUUUUUCUCGUAGAAAAUGGCCAAAAAUCAGGACAACCAAAAAUACCUUCAGAAGACUCAAAAUCUUCUGAAGGUUUUUUCAAAAUUGUCGCACUUUGAAAAAAAUCAAAAAAGUAAAAGCAGCACACCUUCAGAAGGUUUUGGUUUUUGAAUUCUUCUGAAGGUGGAGCUUCUGAAGAAUCUUCAGAAGGUCCAGCAAAAUGUGCUGCUUUUGUUGCGCGCGAAUCUGUUUGCCCGAUUGAAAACGCCGCUUUCUCUGAAAGCCAACGCGUAGGCUUUAGGAUAAACCUUCAGAAGGUAUUCUUCAGAAGCUUUGUAGCUUUUUCUGCUGCGCCAUCACCUUUUUUUUCGAGCGCAAAGCCCAAAAGCCACUCGGUUGCUUUUUCAAAAGAAGGCGCUGCUCGAUCAGACGUGCUCUGUUCUAUUUUCGUUAAUAUCGCGACGCCUAGGUCUGUUUCUUUUCAUGGCUCGGAGCCUCCCAAUAGAAUAGCUCGGCGAAAAAUUUUCGCUGGUCUCACUGGGGGGAGAUUUUCGCUCUCGGGCCUUCGGCCGCGUCCGACACAGCUACUCGACGGGAAACCGCUACGCCGCAGCAGUGUGGCGAUGGAAAGGUAAAGAAUUGGGAAAAAAAGUGAAAGAAGUAAGAUCUUCUCGAUGAGAUCUCAGCGAGUCUCACUCUGAAAAAUAAAGCGAGCUCUCAGUGAGAUCUUACUUUCUAAGAAGUCUCACUGUCCGAAUCACUUUUCCGGGAGGGCCAAACGGUGAGACUUUGAAAAAAGUGCGAUCAUCUCGCUGAGAUCUCACUUUCUGAGACAUCGCACUUCUGGGCCGCCAUGUGAGAUUUUGAAAAAAGUGAGAGCUCAUCGAGAUGAUCUCACUUUCUGAGAAGUCUCAGCUUUGGGCCACCCGAAAGUGAGAUUUUUUCAAAAGUGAGAUCUCACUCCUUUUCCGGUGCGGAAGUGAUGCCCUUUUUUCAUUUUCUUCCACAGCCGACGGGAAGAACAAAUACAAUGCUUGCCCCGCGACGCAGUCGCGGGGAGUGGUUCUUAUGUAACAGUCGAGAGUGUAACAAGAACGUUUGCGAAUCUAUCCCCCAGAAAAAGACCGACAGGUCAUAUUUGUAAUGCAAAAAUAAAUAGACAAAAAAAUCUGUAUUGCAUGCCCUAAACAGGAUGUUAUGGCCUCGCCCAUGACAGAUUUUCCUGUGUAUUUAUUUUUGCAUUACAAAUAUGACCUGUCGGUCUUUUUCUGUGGGAUAGAAUCCCAUAUCUUGGAAAGUGGUCAAGGACCCGCGCGCGUUUUUUUUGGCCGCGAAGCAUAUCCUGAGUAAAAAUGUCCCCACACCAGAGUCAAGAUGGGAAUUUUGCAACAGAAACCUUAAAGUUUUGGGAGCGACGCAUGACAAGUUGCAGGCUGUAGUGUAAUGCAGUUUAGCAUUGGAAUCCGCAUAACAAAUCCAUCUCCUUAUCCUGUUCACAGCAUUACAAGUUACAAAACACGAUGGGAAAUGCCUCUCAUGGGGAUGUGCAUUACAAAUGCUCUUGUGCUUGCAGAUCUUCAUGACAACUCUGGGGUGGGGACGUUUUUGCUCAGGAUAAAGCAGCGAGCCGCCGCUGCGGCCAACGCAGCGCGCGCUGCGGCAAGAAGAACGGCCAGUGCGGGCCAAGGUGCGGUGUUAUCUCAUCACAAAUACUUAAUAUUAUUGCAGCGGGGAGUAGAGCUGAUCUGGAUGAUAAUUAUAGGCGGAGCAAAUAAAAAAGAAAAACCGAACCCAAAAAUAGAAGUACCAGCAUAGAAAAUACAAACAUUUAUAAUAUAGAAAUCCAAAUCCUUUCUAAUUCAAAUUCUAAUUCAUGUGCACGCACCAAUUUUCUUCGGUGCCGCCAUGAUAUAGCGCACACAGCUGGCAGGCUGCUGCAUCAACUAUACUUCUACUUACUUUGUUAUCGAAUGUGCAAGCAUCCACGUUGAUAAUAUUCAUUGCUGCGUCCCUCACAGAGAGUAUCCUGAGUAAAAACGUACCCACCCCAGAGUUGUAAUGCAGAUUUGCAUCCACAGAAACGUUUGUAAUGCGGGUCCCCAUGAGAAACAUUUCUAGUCGUGUUAUUUGUAAUGCUGUAAACAGGAUGAGCAGAUGGAUUUCUGAUGCAGCUGGCCUUGCGAACCUGCACUACACUACGGACUGCAACUUGUGAUGCGUGACUCACAAAGCUCCUAGGUUUGUGUUGCAAAAUCCCCAUCCUGACUCUGGUGUGGGUACGUUUUUACUCAGGAUAAGAGAGUGUGAGAAAAGUUCUUGCGCCUACUUGUUUUCGUACACCAUUUGUCCUCGUCUGCUGCUUUAUCUUUCUCUUUGUCCUCUUCCUCGAGCCAAUAGAAGUACCUGGCUGUGCGCGAAGCCAACUACGUCACCACGCUCGUACGAUUGCAGAUGACAACCAGGUAUGUGGUAAAAAACGUUGUGCUACGCCAUUAUUUAUUCUCCAGACGCGAUCUACUGACUCCGUGUAGAACAUAUUUUUAUUUGUGGUGCAUAUGCAAACGCGGUGGGGCACGCGGCCCACGCAACCGCGGAAGCCAUGGAAGGAACGUUCGACGUUAUAUUGGACGGCAUGGAUUCCAUAAAGGGUUACGUAGGGGAAUUAGGGGAACAAGCGCUGGAAGCCACGACCGAAAUGGUAGCGUUAGCCAAACAGUUUGGCGAGAACGUACGUGUGGUGAUACGCAGCGGCACGAACGUGCUACGGGACUUGAAGAGCACGCUGCUCCGCACCUUCAAGAACAGCAUGCGGAUGAUCCGGCGAAAGAUUGCGCAAGGAACGGCCAAGGUCUUCUCGAUGCUGUACUACCACGCCACGCUCUUCUUGAUCGUGCAAAUCGUCGGAGACUUGGUGUUCGCCUUGUUCAACGUUAGCGAGGCCACGGGCCCCGCGGUAGCCUUAAUCUAUCCUAUGUAAAAACGUCCCCACGACGUCAUAGAAGUCAAGAUGGGCGGGAAUCGGCUAGACAAAUCCACAAGUUUUGGCUGUUUCGCAUGACAAGUCUGGACUCGUAGCGUAGUCCUGUUUGAGCUAGUUCUUCAGCAGCGUGGUCACAGAUCUCGCGCAUCGUGCUGCUUGGAGCAUGACAAAGUCCAAAACUUGAUCAGAGAAUGCUUCGCAACAUGGGGCUCCGCAUGUUGAGAAACAUUUUCAGCGCGCUGAUUUGCGUGACAGCGAUGCUGUUGGGACGUCGACGUUUUUACAUGCGAUACAAUGCUUCCCGCGAUCCUCGAUUCCGCUCUGGUCGCCAUUGGGGAAAAUAAAAAGAUCCGAAAACUCGUCGAAGACCAGAUCGAGCAGGUCUUUCGGGUCAUGAUUCCCUCUAUGGAUUGCAAAUAUGUCUGGGUCUGGAAGGUUGGUGGAACUUGUGAUUCUGUUUUUCUUUUUCGAUUCUGAUAAAAAUUGUAUUGCAUGACCAGCAAGAGGAGUGCAGUUUGUGCUACGCGGAGACGGCAUUUCUCAUGCGGUAGAGGCAACGCAAAGUCCUCUAAAGAUCUGUGAUGCUAGGGGAUGCGUCACAGACAUCAUGGGCCAUUCAAAAUAUGCAUGACAAACCUGGCAAUCUUCCAGACCCAGACACUUUUGCACUUGAUUCCCUCUGUUGUGGAAAAUGUCGUCACCGGCCUCCAUGAGCAUGUGUUUGCCCACAACUGGCUCCAACAUUUCUUCCACAAUCUCAUGCGAAGUCUGCCGAAGUUGUCGUUCAUCGCAGGAUAUGCACUGCAAAAGCAUCGCGCUCGUUGUACUAAUCGCAAUCGCGCAUGACAGAGCUCCUACAACCUCUGUGCCGCGCUUUUUCAUGCUGACCAAAUUUGUGACGCAAUUUCUACUAGUUGUACUAGUGCGAUACUUUUGCAAUGCAUACACGCGGAGGGAACGUGCUGACGAAAGUCACUACGAAGAUCGAAAGCGUCGUUGCGAAGAGCACGGCGGGGUUAUCAGAUGCAACUGUAGUGUCUGGGUCAGGAAAAAUGAAAAAGUUGCGAUCCUGAACUGUGGAAGAUUAUAUGUGCAAAGGUACAAAUAAGCACAGAAAGAACAAACUUCGAACGCGGCAGCCAAGUUCUUUGACAAGUUUUUUCCGGAACGCUCCCGCAUAUGCAUAGAAACAAAUAGAUACCCAGUCCGCAUGAGAACCUCCUUGUGCGUUUUUGUAUGACAAAGGCAGCUGCUGCGAUUUUUCUUUGUUGGCCAUGGAUGAAAAUGAAUGCAGAAGAUGCUACAGAAAUAAAAAAUGUAAGACCAGCAAUAAUGAGGUUUCCAGACCACGACCCAGACAUGUUUGCAGCGGAUAGAACGAGGAUCUAGACGAGGAAAACGACUUCAAGUUUGACGACGAGGAAAGUACUACCGAGCAGGCGGGCGAUGGCGAUGGCGAAAGCGAUGUCGAAGAACACAAGACAGCUACAGAGGAAGGCGAAGACAAAAAGAAUUACAACUUCGUCAGCCUCGUGGAAAGCUUGCAAGGCACGGUGGACGAAGCCAACGGUGCUAACCAAGAUGAGCCCGCUGAUCUUGAUGGUGGAGGUGGUGGUGCUAACCAAGAUCAUGAGCCCGCUGAUCUUGAUGUUGGAGGUGGUGGUGGUUCUGGUGAUGCCUAUCGCAAGAAAAAAGUGUUACAGUUUACACAUUGUGUUGCAAGACCGGCAACACAGACAACCUUUCUCAUGCAGGAAAUGCUUGGGAGCCUCGUUUCCUUCCUGUUUUCCCUUGCGAUCUUCGCAUUACAACUUUUCUCUGCCACACAGAGAAAAUUUGUGAUGCAGAAACUCCAGCAAAUGUGUAACAGUAACUGUAACACUUUUUUCUCGUGAUAAUGCCGGUUCUUCUACAUCUACUAGUAGUAGCGCUCUGGAAAAGAAACCAACCACCUCGUCCGCAGUUGCUACACCAGUGUCGCGGGCUAGCUCAAGUGGCCGCCAGUCUUCUAUUGCAGCGCGAGAUAAUGUUGAACUACAGCUGGCGGGACCACUCCAAGGUACAUACUUACUGUUUAGUUUUGAGACGAUGUGACACGUCGAAAGAGUAGAAGACAGAGGCGCGACGCCGAGUACAUAGCCAGAGAAAGCUGCCUGUUAGGCCAGCAGUUCGUAUGGGAUUUUGUGAUUGCCGAGUGUCUGUCGGUUCUGAUCUGAAGCUGCUGUGGUCCCUCUUUAUUCGGAGAAGAAGAGUUUUCCGUUUGAUCGAUCAUGUUGUGCUUUUAGUUUUCGCUUGUGCCGCGGCCAAGAAUAUAUUUGUUCUGAUUGUGAUUUUCAUUUUUCCGUAGCUCCUGCCCUUUGAAACAUAUUUAUGAUUAUAUCGAAGUAGUCAUAAUUCUAUAUUGUGAUUCUCACAGCCCGAGACCCACAACCUUCGCACGCAGCGUCGGGAUCAUCUUCCUCUUCAGCAACGCCUGGCGCGCCGUCAAGUGGUGCAGUAGUUUCCAGUAGUUUCCUAGGGAACCCUGGCGGCCAGCACAACAUGGCGGAUCCGUCAAAGACUCACGUGUUGGAUUGGUCUUGGAACUCUCAAAGAGACGAGAGUGAGCGUCUGGCACUUUCGACAUCCAUGACACGACCAUAUGGAUGGCAAAAAUUUCGUACCAGUAGUACAUGCACAACAUCAAUAAAGAAGUGCAUUACAAAAUAAAGCUGACUCAUAUACUCUAUAGAACCGAAUUAGCGGCCCUUUCAUAAGUCCAGACAUUUGACGCCCGAUCGCUCGGAAUAAUUUUAGCGAGCGCGAGUAGCUGAUGACUAGGAAUGGAAAACAAAAACGCGUCGGAAGCUUUGUGCGCUGCGUCUGCUGCUCGUCCUUGUGCGACAGGCGUGCGCCCUUUAUUUCCGUAGAACAAACAGCGCAAGUUGCUUCCGUGUAACAAGAUGCAUACGCGUAAUCAUUGGCGUAGCGCGUCUGCAGCAACUGCACAGCCCAGGCGCAAGAACCGAACAAGAAAGCGAGCAAGGCGACAGAAAAUCGGAAAGCUUACUCCUCGCCCGCCGCAAUCCCAUGCUGCGUGCGCGACGAGUGGCGCUAUUAAUUGCUCUCCUUUCCGGACAAUAAAAAACGCAAGUCGGUUUCUGCAUUUGCGAUGCCUAUCGUUUGCUUUUCCUUGUGAUAGUGCAUCUGCCGCAACUUGCACAGUCUGGCUGCUAGAAAGCCACCAUCAAAAUUCUCACAACCUCAAUACUUUUUCAGGUAAUGGGCAGCCGUGGCUUGGGCACGAGAACGAGACUUGAAGCAGGGAGGUUAGGAAAAAUGAGUAGGCGCCUUUUUCCUAGCCGCCCUUUUCAAAAUGAAAAGGGCGGUGAGGAAAAAAAAAUGUGCCGCCUUUCCAGGCUGAGCCUGGGAAAGCGGCCGGAUUUUUUUUUCCUGACCGCCUUUUCCAUUUUGAAAAGGGCGGUUAGCAAAAGUGGGCGAAUUCAUUUUUCCUAACCUCCCUGUUUGAAAUGCAAACAGAGGUUAGCCCAUUGAAAUUUUUCCUGACCGCCCUUUUCAAAAUGAAAACCUCGGUUAGGAAAAAUGAUUUUGGCCUUUUUUCCUAACCAAGGUUUUCAAAAUGAAAACCUUGGUUAGGAAAAAAAAAUGUGGCCGUUUGCCAAGGCGGCCUUGGCAAACAGCCACAUUUUUUUUUCCUAACCGAGGUUUUCAUUUUGAAAACCUCGGUUAGGAAAAGUGCGCGAAUUCAUUUUUCCUAACCUAGGUUUUUGAAAUGCAAACCUAGGUUAGCCCCCUGAAAUUUUUGGGCAGGAGCUAACUCCCGAAGGAAGAAGGUUAUGACUCGGGCGCGCGCAGCGCGCGAAAAUUUUUUUUUCCCCACCACGCCAGCAUCAUGUGUGCGCGCAGUGUGUGAAAGGGAGUGCGUGGCCGCGCGCUUUUUUUUUCCUAAAUGCAAAGGGCGGCUAGCAAAAGCCCGCCAAUUCAUUUUUCCUAACCUAGGUUUUUGAAAUGCAAACCUAGGUUAGCCCUUUGAAAUUUUUGCUCAAGGGCUAGCUCCCCUUUUUGAAAUGCAAAGAAAGGUUAGCUACCCGAAAUUUUUGCCCAGGGACCGGGCUAGCCUCCCUUUUUGAAAUGCAAAGGGAGGUUAGCUACUCGAAAACUUUGCCCAGGGACCGGGCUAGCCUCCCUUUUUGAAAUGCAAAGGGAGGUUAGCCACCCGAAAUUUUUGUCCCAGGACCGGGCUAGAUUUCCUGUACAAAAUCAAUGCAAAGGGCGGUUAGCCCCUCGGAAUUUUUGCGAAAGAACCGCGCUAGGUCCCUUUUUAGAAACGCAGAGGGCAGAUAGCCCCCCGAUGCUUCUGUGUCGCCGGCAUUGGGGUUAGCAUGCAAGGGUCUUUACAGUGCAGGCAGAGGCUAGUCUGCCUGGCAAAUUCUUUGUGCUCCGCGCGGCAUGGUUUCGGUUCGAUUAGUGCUUAGCCCAUACGACGUCACGCGCGUCAGGCUCUGUCGACAAGCGUCCGGGCGUCAAAUGUUGUCUCGUGACCUCUGACCUUAUUUGAGGGCCGCUUAUUACGCGACGUAGAGUAUUUUAAUGCGGAUCUACCUUAGCAACUGUUCUGCAAUGUAUGGAAAAUGCGGUUAGUACUACGAGUGCGGUACAACUUUUGCACGGGAUACACCAGUGGUCUUUGCAGGAAUGUCGCUGACACAACUAGGGGCGGGCGAGGCUAGCAGUUCUGGUGGCUUUGCUACGAAGACUUUCGCCAUGUUGGGUAAGUUGGUCAAAACGGCAGCGGUCGGGUUGGUCUCGAUGAUCGGGAAGUCGCCCGGCAUCGUCCAGAACCUCUUCGCGGGCAUUGCGGCGAAAAAAAUUGCAAGCAUGGCACACGACAUUGUCUCCAACGUCGGCUCUAUGGUGGGAGGAUUUAUGCUCAGCUUCGUUUCCGCGGCGGUGGCGUUGGUUGUGGAUAAUGUGCCCGGUCUGGGGACGGCGCUCGGCCUGAUGCUGCCAGAAAUCCGCCUGUUCUUGCAGGGCACACUCAUGAGUCCGGACGGGGGGUUUGACUUGCUGUGUCUGGUUGACACACUGUUCAGCAACGGGGGUGAGGAGGAUGUUGAGGAGCAGGAGGGCAAGGCUGAAGCCGACACCCCCCCGAGAGCAGAAACACCAUCAACAGACGAAACCGAUGAAAGCGAACCUCAAGCACGAAGAUGCAAGGCCAAGGGCGGUCUCCAAAUGGUGUACGCAUGGCGAAUAUGUCCUCCGUGUCUGGAAUCUUGUGAGAUAGUUCUGAAGUGCGCAUUCCGCAUGAGCAUCCGCGUUUCUGUAUGAAAGGCAAGAGGAGCUCCUCUUUUCGCGACCACGCAAUGCACAGCUCAGCCUCGGAGUUGUCUUCAUGCCAGACUAGCGUGACGAAUCUUGCAACUAAGUACCUCCCACUCCCAGACGCGGACAUAUUUGCAAUCCAUAAGGUGCUGCACCGAGCCAUUCUCGAGUUCUUCAACCCCAAGCCCAACCCGCCUCCAGUGGAUGAGGAUGUUGCCGCGGCUUCUCCUCGAGAAGCUGGCGCAGAUCCAGCAGUGAACGAGGAGGCAGCCAUCGGAAACGGACGUGGAAGAGCCAUCACAAUGAUGGGGAUCUUGGGAGGAAAAGCAGGCAAGGAUGACGGGGGGUCCUUAUGCAAGAAAAAUACUAUGUCUGUCGCGUGUAACAAGCCUGUAAAUGUAAAAUGCAAACAAGCAUGCAACACAUACACAGUCGCACUUGUCGUGCUGGCAAGCCAUGAUGAAGAUGAUGUCCUGGUGGAGGUCGUUAGUUAUUUUCAUACGUGCUUUCUUUAAUAUAGAUAUACGUGUUUUCGAGGAGGAGGACACGAUCUCACGAACACGUACUAGCUGUGCAUGACCACAGGUUUAUAGAUUUUUUUUCUCUUUCAUGCAGAACAACCACCAAUUUGAAUUUCAAUUUGCCACCAGCACCACGCUGUGACCCCACGACGUCGAAGGUGACAUACUCCACACUUAAACACACACAGUUUUUUUCUUGUUGGAUAAUCGUCUGUAUUUGAGGACUACUUUUCGAAGGAGGCGGAGAGCAAAGAGGGAGAUAGUCCCUCCGAAUCCGAUGAACAAGAACCACCAGAACGCCACCAGGGAGCUCUUUCACCGAAACGCGAGUUGGCGGAGGCGGCUGCAAGGUACGACAAGCACCAACAAGACGAGAAGGACCGGGAAGCGAGAGAAUUGGAAGAAAGAAAGAAAAAGCUGCGAGAGGCCAACGGUGCCCUCGUCCCCCGGGGCGAGAUAUCCAGAAGCAGCAGCGGCAGCAGCACGGAUCUCGCGCUCCGAGACGAAGAAAAUACACUCGCGCUCAUAAGCGAGGACGAUGAGCGCAUGAGAAGAGCUGCGAACGGCAUUUCGAGGAAGCCGCCCCCGGCGAACUCGUGCGCGGGCCCGUCCUCGGACGAUUCCGCUUCUUCUACCGCGACACCGCCCACGAGCAGCGGCGGUUCCGAUUCUAUAUCAAAGUGAAAACCAUCUUCUGCGGCCCAGCAUAUGUUGAUUUAUUCGUGUGGCAAUCUGCUUAGUAAGCCCCGCGGCCUUGCAUUUACUUCAUUUGUAGUGGGCCGCAACUACUCUGAGGCUUUGGGUUAUUUCAAAAAAAAAUAAAAUAUGUUGACCUUGACUGCCGUGGCUGCUGGCAGCGCAUGCGCACAGCAACGAGUUUGAUUUUAUAUUUCGGAAGUAGUUUUUUUAUUGCCUCGCAUCUUUCCGGAUCCGUCGCAAAAGCCCUAACCCCACCUGGUGGCAGCAUCUGUAUCAGAGUCGCUGGUGGUGCUUAGGGCGCCCCGCGUGCGCAUUGAUGUAUGUAGAUGUACUUUUUCUUGAUGGGUGCCGUGCGCAGGAGGUGUGUUGUUCUUUUUGAUGCUCCGCGUCCACUUCGUUUGUUCAGCAGUCAACCCAUGUCCAGUCGGAGUGGUACAAUCAAGGAGGACAGGCACGCGAAGUAGCUUGGAGCCGCCCCCCAGAGUACAAACGUGCCCGUUUGAAGCAAAUCUUGAGCGUCCUCCUCGAUGAAGUCUCCGAGUGUUUUGCUAAGCUCCGCACUUUCGUUGCAGAAGCUUUGAACACAUCAUGGACAAGCUUUGAAGACAUCAUGGACACGAAGUUUUUCCCGUGGCUGAAUGAGAGGCUUGCGAGCCCCAGCAGCCUCGCGCACUUGGAAGAGAGCACGUUUGUGAAGAACAUGUUUGAAUUUCUGUCCAGCAAGAAGGACAGCUCAGCGAUGCAUCUUCCCUUUCGGUAUGUGAUUGCGUUGUUUUACGACCUGAUGGAAAAAGUGGCGGGCAAAAGCGGAAACAAGGGGAACGGGGAGGCUUCGGAAGAGCAGUCUCCGACGUUCCUCCAAAGGAUUGAAAACGGUUUAGAAUCUGCGAAGGCGAAAGCGGUCGACUACCUGCAAGCGGCCGCCACAGAUCUGAAAAAUAUCCUGUUGAGUAUCUUCUCUCAGGGUUUGCACGCGGCCUUGCUCGUUACCAUGAGCCACGGAAUUUCUCGGCUGCUGAACGCCGCCCUUCUGAUGAUUCCAGGGGUGCGACAGAGCCCUAUUCCGGCAUUUUUGGCCGGGCUUCUUCCCGGUUUGGUGUUUGGCUUUUUCAAGCAGGAAAAAGUUGAACAGCUGACCCUAAAUGCAGUGUUUGGAGUCGUAGCGAACAGCAUUAGAAUCACGAAGGACGUCAGCGGUGUGAUCGGGAAGUGGGUGGGAGAAAAAUUUCACACCUUCGCGAAGCUCGUUGGUGACCGAAUCAGAGGACAUUUUUUUAAUGACAAGGACUCGGAUUCCAUGGACAACAUCCAGGCGGCCGGGGCUGUUGUAACAGCAGGAACGACAGCUUCUGGCGCUGCCGGCCUCUAUGAAAAGCUGACCCGUUCCUCUGUCGCCCAAGCACCCAACGAGAACGAGACACCGCCGGACAUAAAGUAUGUCCAAUAUUAUUCGGAGUCCACGAAGACAUACAUUCCUGCGCGAAUUAUAAGAGCAGAUGCGCAGAAAGUUUUUUCUGCGGAAACGAGCGCCGGAAUUUGCCGCCCGCCUUGUGGAUCCGGAGAUAUGGCCUCGAUACCUCGGGGGCCUCCUGAGUCCGACGCGAUUUACGUAAUCCUGUUUCGAUACCCUCAACCGGCCGAACUCGAAAACGUGGCAGUAACGAGGUUCAACGACGAAGAAGGACAGCGCCCGAAGGAGAAGGUGACUCGUGAUCAGAUUGCUGGUCAUCUAACGACCACGGGGCAGGAGCUGCAGCCCCUGCAGCUUCCGCAGCAGCAGAUGUUUGUAACUUCUAUCGAGGUACCGGGUACAACCGAAAAGAGGGAAUCCCUGGUGGCUCCAGUGACGGUCAUCGGUGAGCCUGCGAAGAUUCGGCAGUACCGUGCUGGCCAGACCGGAUAUGUCAGACGUGAUCUUUUACUUAACGCGAUCUCGAUAGGGGACAUAGGGCGUGCCCAGUUUCUUCACGAAUUUGACUUCCGAUUUAAAAGGCAGCUGAACAAGAACCCGUACCGCUGGGAAUUUACGCGCCUUUCAGAUGAGGAAAUCGCUGCACUUCCUCUACAAGAACGGAAUUUAGGGUUGUGGGCUCCUUUCAUGGUCUUCCAGGUCGAUCUGGAGGAAUCUUGGCUAUUUAUCGACCCCUUCAUCAACCCAGUGCAAGAACAGCACUCGGCAAUUAUGUCCAGCAGCAGCCUGUGGACCUUCUUCGCGCAAUUGCGCGACCGUUUCGUCAUAGUUAUGAACUGGCUACUGUCUAUUUAUCGAUUUGUUGUCGGACGACAAAAUGAAAAAUUUGAAUUCCUAAUCGAAAUGCUGCCCGGGUCCGAAAAAAGCUAUCUCGCAUUGAAGAUAAACGACGGCUUCGAUUCGCGACAUGUCAUGUUUGACGAGACGGAGACGCCGCGGCACGGCAAGGAAGCUGAUCAUUUGAAUUAAGUAGAUCUUCACAAAAAUUUUCAGCUUGAUACCGAAGUAGAGAGUGCUUUGCUCAUUUUAAUUUAUCGCAUCUUUUUAUUAUUCAUCAAGAUAAAAACUCGCGAUGAACAAGUCGAAGUUUAUUGUACUUGACGUCGAGAGUUAAAAAUCAAAAGGUAGAGGACGAGCAUGACGAAGCUCUGAAGAAAUUGAAAACUACAAACCUGACACAGAAUCUGUUUUCCCUGUGAUUCUGAGUCCCGAGGUGAACAAGAGUCCAUUUGAUUUUAACCCAAAGCUGCAAAGCAGCUAGAGAAUUGUACUAUAAUAUGAAAGAAUAUGUUGAUCGUACCUACUCCACCUAUGGCAUGAGAAUUCUCUACAAGCAAAGGAACAUAGUCAUAGAAAAAGUAAAAGUAUAGGACUCAAGAGUAUCGUGUUUCAAAAAUUUCAAAAUGGAUAUAUUUUAUUUGACCGCAUGAAGGACAAGGAGAAGGAUGAAGUCCCAGUUUGUAACUCGUGUACAAGUACAUAAGGAUAAUGGCAC
Amoebophrya sp. A120 is the source of this 26760-nucleotide messenger RNA. Lineage: Eukaryota; Dinophyceae; Syndiniales; Amoebophryaceae. The record is from the annotation of a GenBank genome assembly.